Messenger RNA from Amyelois transitella, 1239 nucleotides. RefSeq lists its product as uncharacterized. The transcript is spliced from 8 exons. The record is from RefSeq and is a predicted model, not a curated record. The coding region runs from base 1 to 1239 and encodes 412 amino acids. Lineage: Eukaryota; Metazoa; Arthropoda; Insecta; Lepidoptera; Pyralidae.
AUGCCACUGAAUGAAGCAUACACGGACGUAGUAGAGCUAUGUGCGUUGCUGCAAUGCCUUGGAUUCAGCGUCAAAUCCUUGGACACGACCGAUGUCAACCUGAGUCAGGAUGGGGCGGCCAGGACCGUGGUGGUGAACUGUCAGUCGUCAGGCCUCAAUGUGGUCUUGGAGAGUGCCGGCCUGUCGUGCUCUUGUCCAAAUACAAACAGGCAUAAUAGUGGAGUAUGGCAAGUGUCUGGAGUAGCCGGGGGGAAAGAGCUUGACAAGGAAUUUGGCUGCACUCUUCUAGGCUCUUUGCCGAAGUCCCAUCGCGAACGCCUCUCCGCAGAACUUCAGGAGAUGAUCCGCUGCAUCAAGCAGUUCAGCGGAGUGAGUGAUAUGGAGGAAAAGCCGAAGGAGAUCAACAGGUCUGCGAGCAUGAUCGAACUGAGCACCCCUGAGAAAAGAUUAAAUCCAGUUAAAGUAGACACACCAACUCGCUACCGAUCAUUGGACACUCUGACUGCCACCAAAGAGAACCAACAGCCGCUUCCAGCGCCUGGGCCCUUGUUGAGACGCAUCUCUAACGCGUACGCAGAUGAAGAUGUAAAGGACAUCAAAAAGAGUAUGUGUGGGAGACAAAGCACGUACACUGUAUCUUCUACGCCCGGCAGCAUGAGGGCACGAAAUAAAACUUCAAGCCCGAUUCAAACACAUCACACAACCCUGGACAAUUUGAUGGCGGCAGAAAAAGCAGCCGAGGACCUCAAGAACAAAAUAGGACUUAUCAUCAAUCAAUUUAUUGACGAAGGGAGGAAUGACUCCUCAAUCGCUUCUCUUGCGUUGGACGUAUCCAAAAUAUCCGUUUUGAAGGGUGAACCUUCAAAAGCGCAAUUUGCUUCAAGUCCAAACUUAUCAGCGCUUGGUACCGUUAAAGAGGAGUUCCCGAAAUGUCGUUUGAAGCGCUUCGAAAGCGCUUCUACAUCGAACUUGGCUCCCAAGGUGACUCCCAAUAGAGAUGGCAAGUCCAAACUGAGGCGCCUGUCUCCGAAUAUAUUCAAGAAGAAGGAGAGUCCUGGGGUGAAGCCGGGGGUUAAGGGGCCGGAUAGCAAAAGUAAAUUGAAUAGUAUGUUCAGGGCGAAGAUAGCCACGCCUAUCCAGGCAGGACGACCAGAAAACAACAGCCCAAACUUGAGUGCCUCCAAGAAGAAAUUCAGCCACGUAAAGUCUACUAUACCCAGGCCUAUGAAGAAAGAAUAA